Lactuca saligna is the source of this 432-nucleotide messenger RNA. The record is from the annotation of a GenBank genome assembly. Lineage: Eukaryota; Viridiplantae; Streptophyta; Magnoliopsida; Asterales; Asteraceae.
AUGCUAGAAAAGGGGGAGAAUAGUCAAGGGAGCUAUAAUCAGCAAAGGGAUAAUAGUCAAGGGAGCAAUGAUCAUCAAAUGGUGGAUGCAAUAACUCCAUCUCUGCCAAAAAUGUUUGAAUCAAGUAGGGAUGAUAAUCAAAAGGAAAUUGUUGCAGCUAAACAAGAGAGCCACAUCCCAGAUGCUGAUGCAACAAACGAUGAUCAGCCUAUCCCUAAAACUAGUGAUCAUUCUGAGACUAAUGACUAUGAAGGAUUUCUUGACAUGGGGUUUAUGACACUGGAUACUAUUCCUUUUAGUAUUGUUUAUCCUGAUUCGUAUUUUGAGGGGGAGAUUCCUCAAGGAACGCACAACGACAUAAAAUAUAAGGAAGAACAAGUUAAUCCUAGAAAGAGGAAGGAUUCCUUCUCAAGGGUGAGCCAAGGACGAUGA